Molecule: messenger RNA, 2485 nt
Organism: Lagopus leucura (white-tailed ptarmigan)
Lineage: Eukaryota; Metazoa; Chordata; Aves; Galliformes; Phasianidae
Gene: TTC1
Product: tetratricopeptide repeat domain 1
Exons: 8
Coding region: 101-991 (296 amino acids)
Molecular function (GO): protein binding
Source: RefSeq, a predicted model, not a curated record
CCCGCGAGACUACAAAUCCCGGCAGCCCGCGCGCGGCCCCUCCUAUUGGCUGGCGCAAACAGGAAGCGGUCCGCGAGGUGAAGGGUGAGAGGAGUCUGACAUGGAGGAGGUGAAAAAUGGACAUCCGCCAGAAGAAUUGCUUGAUCACUUAAAGCUUUCUGAUGAGAAGUCAGCAGAGAGCACCAGCUCAUGGGCAUCUGGCCCCAAAGAUGCCCAGAAUCCUCCAAACGUGGAAAGUGGCGAUAUACCAUCUUCAGCCAAAGAUCCCAUCACAGCAGAUGAGUGUUUCCAUGACUGUCGUGACUCCUUUGAGGUGAAAGAGCCUGUACUGGAUGAUGAAGGAAAUUCACAGAAUGAUGAGAAUAACACAAGGAAGCAGGCAGAACUGGAUGAGGAGUACUUAAUAGAACUGGAAAAAGAUAUGCCAGAGGAAGAAAAACAGAAAAGAAGAAAGGAAAGCACAACGCUAAAGGAGAAAGGAAAUGAACAGUUCAAGAAAGGAGAGUACGGAGAGGCAGAAGACUCUUACACAAAGGCUCUGCAAAUUUGUCCAGCCUGCUUCCAAAAAGAUAGGGCUGUUUUGUUUUCAAACAGAGCUGCUGCAAAAAUGAAACAGGACAAGACAGAAGCUGCCCUAAAUGACUGCAGCAAAGCAGUGGAAUUAGAUCCUAACUAUAUUAGAGCUUUGCUGAGAAGAGCAGAACUAUAUGAAAAAACAGAAAAACUAGAUGAAGCUCUGGAAGAUUAUAAAGCAAUCCUAGAAAAAGACCCAUCAGUUCAUCAAGCCAGAGAAGCUUGUAUGCGAUUACCUAGACAAAUUGAAGAGCGGAAUGAAAAGUUAAAGAAAGAAAUGUUAGGCAAACUGAAAGAUCUUGGGAAUUUGGUUCUCCGCCCCUUUGGCCUGUCAACAGAAAAUUUCCAGAUAAAACAGGAUUCAUCAACUGGCUCAUAUUCCAUCAAUUUUGUUCAAAAUCCAAACAACAAUAGAUAACAUGAAUUCAGCUUAGUUCUGCUGGCUUUCAGGCUUCGUGACCAUGUGCUUGCAUGUACCAACACAAGGAUUCAGCAAACAUUCUUCACUCUGUCCAAGUGAAGAUAGACUCAAGCACAUUCAUUUCCCUGCUUAUAAAUUAUUUACAGUGUGGAUGUAAAGAAAGUCAUUUGACUUCUUUUAGUGAUAACUCUGUCCUGUGUGUGAUUCUCCACUUGCAGUAUUUGGCUUGUCCACCAGUCAGGUACAUUAUUUGGGCCCAUUCAGUGCUGGCAAGAAAAUUCUAGCAAACAGUUCAGUUGAAUCAAAAUGCCCGUGCACCUGUGGCCAAGAACAAAGCCAGAUGGUGUCUUGGGGAAUUAAUGAAUCUAGCAGAAGCACUUCUCCACAUUUGGGAGGUGGAUGUGACUGACAGCAUGCAUGGAAGCAAGCCGACCUCCUCUGUGGAAUAAUUUUUCUUGGUAAUAAAGGCUUAGUAUUUCUGUUGGAUUGAAUGUGAAGUUUUUGCCUUGUGUGAAUCCUUUCCAUGGUGGCAGUGUUGUGCAAAAUUCUGACAUCUACCCACAGAUAACAUACUGACAAGACAGUAAUUUUGAUGCACUUGAGGUGGUUUUUCUUCUUGCUUAUGGCAACAUCAGUCCGUUAUCCUCAGGCUACCCUUUGUUUAGUUUUUAUUUAUUCUCAUUUUUUAUUUAUUUUCUUUUGAAAAUGCUACAGAAGCUGUGUGAUGUUACGUGUACACCUUGGAAAGGUCAUAUAAAGUUAGGGAAAUCUGCUUCUCUGAGACUUGUUCAUGUUACAGAUCCCCAUCAUGGCCAACAAUUGACAUUAAAAUUGAUCACGAAAGUUUCUUGUGAUGUAACAGGCUUUGAGGAUGCUGAAGCAUUAAUUUAUAGAGAGCUAUAAAAAAAAAAAAAAGUCGUUUUCAAGUAGUUCAUCCAGAUUUUGGAGAAUGAAUAUCUUUUGUAAUUGCUGCAUAUUGUUGUGGAAAUGUUUACGUUGGAGGCAGACUUCUUCAGUUGUCUCCACGCAGAUUUCAAAACAUGAUUUAAUUAAAUAAUGACUGGUAGCUCUCUGUUGGCUAUUAGUUGUCAUCUUAAAUUUAUUUCAAGAAAUCUUUUUGUGUGUACUUAAAGACUGAAACUGUACUUGCUGCAUGUUUGGAGCUCAAGCUUUACAGUGAUGUGCCUGAAGGGAAUACUCUCAAGCUAAGCUUUCUUGGUGCUUUCUUUUUCUUCCAUUUUACCAGUGCAGACUUAAAGGUGUAGCGGUUGGGGUUUGUUGUUUGUUUUUUGAUUGUUGUUUCACUCUGUCCUGGUGCAUUUUUAGUUUUGACUUUGUGGUUAACUGUCUAUAAAUUAUUUCAUGUCUGCAGUGAGGUUGUGUUACAUUUAUGAGAAUUAAAAUGUCAUUGCCAAGAGAGAAACCAAAUUCACAGUAAGGACUGUGCUGCCUUUAACAUCUUCUGUGUAAUUAAAAUGUCUCUUAACUAAG